AUGACAGUUCUAAUCAAGUUGGGUCUAAGGAUAUUGCAUGUAUACAAAGGAUUCUUUCGGAAAGUAAUCCUGAAAUAUUUUUUUUUUUCGUCUGAACAUACGAAAGUAAAUAAAAAAAGUUCAAUGCAUGCCUUCCUAUGCAAGAUUUAUAAAAGGUGA
Molecule: messenger RNA, 159 nt
Organism: Saccharomyces cerevisiae S288C
Lineage: Eukaryota; Fungi; Ascomycota; Saccharomycetes; Saccharomycetales; Saccharomycetaceae
Gene: YCR095W-A
Exons: 1
Coding region: 1-159 (52 amino acids)
Source: RefSeq, marked reviewed